Molecule: messenger RNA, 602 nt
Organism: Pezoporus occidentalis (night parrot)
Lineage: Eukaryota; Metazoa; Chordata; Aves; Psittaciformes; Psittacidae
Product: myosin regulatory light chain 11
Exons: 7
Coding region: 57-563 (168 amino acids)
Biological process (GO): skeletal muscle tissue development
Cellular component (GO): cytoplasm
Molecular function (GO): calcium ion binding
Source: RefSeq, a predicted model, not a curated record
AACCCCCCGCGAUUGGACGGAGCCCACAGCGACCCCCCCCCGGCUGCGAGGAGACAAUGGCCCCCAAGAAGGCGAAGCGCCGCGCGGCCGAGGGCAGCUCCAACGUCUUCUCCAUGUUCGACCAGACCCAGAUCCAGGAGUUCAAGGAGGCCUUCACGGUCAUUGACCAGAACAGGGAUGGGAUCAUUGACAAGGACGACCUGAGGGAGACCUUUGCCGCCAUGGGCCGUAUGAACGUGAAGAACGAGGAGCUGGACGCGAUGAUCAAGGAGGCUUCGGGCCCCAUCAACUUCACCGUGUUCCUGACCAUGUUCGGGGAGAAGCUCAAGGGUGCGGACCCCGAGGACGUCAUCAUGGGGGCGUUCAAGGUGCUGGAUCCCGAUGGGAAGGGAACCAUCAAGAAGAGCUUCCUGGAGGAGCUCCUGACCACCCAGUGUGACCGGUUCACCCCUGAGGAGAUCAGGAACAUGUGGGCCGCCUUCCCCCCCGACGUGGCCGGCAACGUGGACUACAAGAACAUCUGCUACAUCAUCACCCAUGGGGAGGACAAGGAGGGCGAGUGAGGGGGGGCACGCACCGGGACCCCCCAUUGCCUGCAAUGG